AUGCACACAUCAAGCAUCCUCGCAACCCUCCUCCCCGCCGCAGGCGUUCUCGCCCAAUACGGCUACGGCGCAGAAAGUUCCUCCACAGACACCGCCGCCACCGCCUCCUCCUCGUCUUCAAGCAGCAUCGCCGGCGUCCACGUCGUCAAGGUCGGCGACGGCGGCCUCACCUUUGAGCCCAACAGCAUCACCGCCGCCGUCGGCGAAGUCGUCGAGUUCCACUUCUACCCGCGCGCCCACUCCGUCGCCCAGUCCGCCUUUGACUCGCCCUGCCAGCCGCUGGCCAACGGGUCCACGACGGGCUUCUUCAGCGGUCCCGUGCCGGUUUCGUCUGGUGUCGGGGCCGAGGUGUUCACGCUCGAGGUCAAGGAUACGAAUCCAAAGUGGUUUUACUGCGCGACGGGACAGCAUUGCCAGGGUGGCAUGGUUGGUGUCAUCAAUGCUCCUGCCAAUGGUCAACGUACCAUUGAGAAAUAUGCCCAGGCCGCUGCCGUUGCGAAGUCCAACGUCGCUCCCAGCAAGACUGGCGGCGGCACCCUCGGCUCCGCUGCCACUGGUAGCCCCAGCUCCGCCUCGAGCACCCCCUCUGCCUCGUCGUCUUCGCAACCUAGUGCGGGUAUCGAGGCACGCGGCGACGUCAGGUGGGGUUUGCUUAGCUUGGGCAUGGCUGCCGCUGGUGUCGUCGGUGGACUUCUCAUCUAA
This is a messenger RNA of Colletotrichum orchidophilum, 702 nucleotides long. RefSeq lists its product as uncharacterized. Lineage: Eukaryota; Fungi; Ascomycota; Sordariomycetes; Glomerellales; Glomerellaceae. The transcript has 2 exons. The record is from RefSeq and is a predicted model, not a curated record. Bases 1 to 702 code for a protein of 233 amino acids.